AUGAAACUUGGUGCAUCGGAAUUGAUUGCGGAUACCGUUUCACAUGCGCAGCGCUUUCUACAACCCAGAUCAUUAAUUGCUGCGUUUAAAUUUAUCAUCGCACGUCCCCACUUAGCGCACGUCCCCACAACUUUUGAGGCUGUGGAGUUCCAAAUAAUUGUAAAAGCACCAUUAUUAUUUUUUGACGACAAAUUACAUGCAAUAACAUGCACCCAAACUUCAGCAGAUAUAGCAUCCGCAUCAGCGUCAAGGGCUCCUCAACAACAUUUAGAAGAGUUACGCGAGCGAUCUAAGCUCCUGGCGUACAAUAGCCUUUAUCUACUUUUCAUAUAUUCGAAUUUCCUUCGCCACUUCACUACUGUGCGACCACACUAUGCACGACAAUACUUUGCCAGUAUCCCUACCCAUAUCCCUGCACAGUCGAGCAAAAGAGGAGAGUCCUCUUCAAGCAUAUGCAUCCACACUCGUGUUCAGUCCAGCCCGCAGCCUGAUAAGGUGCCUUUUCGAGGACGAACCGAAAGGCUAGCUACGGAAGAACAAAGGGAGGGCCACCACGGUUCGGUCUCCUACGGCUCGGCACACGACUCGACCCCCUGCAUGGACCUUCCCCCCAUCCUGCUACCAAAACCACCAAAACCACAUCUGCUAGUAGCCGUUGACUGGUACCUAGAGCGCGAAACCCUACGAGCUACGCGGUGGCUAAACCCAAACACUAACCAGAACACAGUUACCGAGUAUGCCAGCCCAUCACCGGCCCGACAACGUUCCAAGCCCUCGAAUAGAAUGGCACCACCUCCUCCGCGAAUUGAAUGCCACACAGUACCACUAAAAGCCUUGACUACUGUAGCUUCUCCUAAUAUUCAUGGAGACCCUAUGACACACUACAAGAGAUUCGCAGCGGAGCUACAGCAUCUGUACCAAUCGACCUUCUGGACGGGAAGUUAUAUUUCUUCUCUACCAAAUGUAAAUCCAUUACUAAAUCAGGCCUGUCUCGUUAAGCUUGGACAACGAGGCUUUUAUGAACAUAGGCAUUCGCGCUUCGUUGAACAGGAGCAUGUAGCUUAUAUUCAUUCUAUUCCCAGAUUAAAUGAAAAGACACAAAUGGCGCCGAGAGCCAAUUUCAAUUUAGGGGACCGAACGGGAUUUAAACAAGCUCUCCCCUUUGUACACCUGGAGCCUACCCCAUACUCACCCUUACUUGCUCCCUUACUCACCCAGAGCUCGCCUCCUGCUUACAUUAAGCUCACCUACGACUCGGCUAGCGCCACAGCUACAAAACUCGAAUGCACCAUUAUCAGUCUGUGCUUUAAAUGGUGCACCGGAGACAGAAAUUCGCGUUGCUUCGAAGCGAAGAUAGGUUGCCACACUGAGAUGAAGGAUAAAAAGGCAAGUGAAGUAUCAAUGCAUUUCCAGUUCAAAAACACGGUGCUUGGACUUUUCCGAUCUAGCGCACUACAUCUGCACUACCAAAUACCUCACAUAACAGAGGUCCUAACCUCAGGAUUCUGCAAUGUUUAA
This is a messenger RNA of Lindgomyces ingoldianus, 1518 nucleotides long. RefSeq lists its product as uncharacterized. Lineage: Eukaryota; Fungi; Ascomycota; Dothideomycetes; Pleosporales; Lindgomycetaceae. The record is from RefSeq and is a predicted model, not a curated record. The transcript has 18 exons. The coding region runs from base 1 to 1518 and encodes 505 amino acids.